Molecule: messenger RNA, 216 nt
Organism: Mesorhabditis spiculigera
Lineage: Eukaryota; Metazoa; Nematoda; Chromadorea; Rhabditida; Rhabditidae
Source: the annotation of a GenBank genome assembly
AUGUGCCUCUAUAUUUCCUUGAUUCAAAAUGUUGUUCAUUUGCUCAUCGUGCCCUAUUACCUGAUGGCCGCCGACAACACGCAGCAGCCCGAUACUCAACAGGUGAAAACCGAAAUGGACGUGAUCGAUGUUUUUGACGACAACUCGUCAACAUCCGAAGAUCUGGAACCGCGGCAUGGGCAAGAGAAUGUCGAAAAAACCUUUACUACCCCCAAC